Molecule: messenger RNA, 1584 nt
Organism: Colletotrichum truncatum
Lineage: Eukaryota; Fungi; Ascomycota; Sordariomycetes; Glomerellales; Glomerellaceae
Product: dimethylaniline monooxygenase 2
Molecular function (GO): flavin adenine dinucleotide binding; N,N-dimethylaniline monooxygenase activity; NADP binding
Source: RefSeq, a predicted model, not a curated record
AUGCGUACACCAGCGACCAUCGCCGUGAUUGGCGCAGGACCUGGGGGUCUUUCAGCCCUCAAAGAACUUCGUGAGGUUGGAUUCGAUGUAACACUGUUCGAGAGGCGGUCAGAUGUGGGAGGCCUCUGGACUUAUUCCGAUGACCCUUCCGUCACAUCCACGACAGCAUGGACCAAAUCUCAGAUUAGCAAUUUCAUUUCGUCCAUGUCGGAUUUUCCCUUUCCUGACCACUACCCCCCUCACGUCUCAGCAACAGAAUGGUCAGAUUACUACAAGAUGUACGCGAAGCACUUUGAUCUCUACAGAAAUAUUAUCUUCAACGCCGUUGUAGAGCUGAUUGAGCGGGAUACCCAAAAAAGAAGAUGGUUAGUCCAUAUCGCAGGUGAGGGGGCGCCACGGCCCUUCGACAAGGUCGUUCUGGCAAGUGGUUCCGAAACGAAGCCUCAUUAUCCACAUAUUGAGAACUUAAACCUGUUUGAAGGACAGUUUAUGCAUUCUCAAGCCUACAAAGGGCCUGAGAAUCUGAAAGACAAGAAGGUGGUAGUGAUAGGAGUGGGAAACACCGCCUGUGAUAUCGCUGUGGAGUUGACGGAUUAUGCUUCGAAGGUGUAUCUUUCACACAGGAGAGGCGCAAAGGUCAUCCCCCGCAUGAAUGGAGACGGGCCUAUUGACAGUGUCCUGUCAUGGCGAACCUCUCGUCUUGGCCAUUGGCUGGAGCAUCAUUUCCCCAGUCUAUACAGCCUAUCUGGCGAUCUUCUCUUCAAAAAGAACGCCAAAGAACUAGGGGAACAAGACCCGAAAUGGGGCUUCGAGCCGUCGCCGAGUAUUGGGCUCAGCCUCAAUGUCAUCGUAGUUAACGACGACAUCUUCUCUCGACUUCGGGAGGGCCGUAUCGAGUCAGUAAAAGGAGCCACUCGAAUCCUAGGACCGCAUGCUGUCGAAGUUGAUGACGGGAAUGUCAUUGAAGAUGUGGAUGUUAUCAUCGCAGCGACCGGAUAUCGUCCGGAUUUCUCUCUGGUGCCGGAGCUGUCCCACACCCGGGCUUCAGACUCAAAACUGCCGCCACUUCCAGAGCUGUAUCAAAAUAUCUUCGCCGUAGACUUCCCAGACUCGCUCGCUUGCACAAGCUACUGCACUGUAAAUGAUAAUGCGGCGUCAUACCGGGAGCUCCAAUCAAUGGCCAUCGCGCAAGUGUGGACGGGAAACUCGUCGUUGCCGUCCCAGGCCGAAAUGCGCCAGCAUAUCACCACGUACCAGAAGUGGCUGUGGAGGAGGUUUCGAGACUUCCCGGCAACACCUCUUGGGUCUGGCCAACCCCAUUCCUGGAUGAGGUUCGUCCAUGAAAUGGCGGGUACGGGUAUGUAUGAAUACCUGGGUUGGGGAUGGAAAGGAUGGAAGUUCUGGUGGCAGGAUCGGAACUUUUAUAGGCUAGUAGCGUGGGGGGCAUAUUCGCCGCACAUGUACCGCAUGUUCGAGACGGGCAAGAGAAGGAUGUGGCCAGGUGCAAAGGAGGCUAUCAUCAAGGCCAACAGGGAUAGAGAUAGGAUGUUCCCAAAGGCGAAAGAGAAGAGCAAAACGACAUGA